UUGCGUUUUGAAGAACGUUUGAAAAAACAAUCCAAGAAAAUAUUAUCUGUGGAAACGCUUGAGAGGGCCAUUAUGAAAAAGAUGUCUGGGUUACUGAGUAGACAAAACGUCCAAGAAAAACUGUACAGAAAUCUGAAAGAUCGACUUCAAAAUUUUAUGCACUCUCAAGAAGAAAAUCCCGUUUUUGCUAAGGCCCUCAAGCAACACAAAGAAAGUUUGAUAAGAAGAGAGCGAUUGCUUGUUCCUGUGACAACUACUGCGUCACUCAGCAACAUUGUUGCGUUCUAUGCGUAUUUAUCAAAGGAUGUUCCAUCCCCCAGCGGCCACCAUAUCCUCACGUUUGAUAACGUAAUCACCAAUGCAGGAAAUGCUUACCAUCCCCACUCUGGUACAUUUAUAGCGCCCCGAUCUGGGUUUUACGUUUUUACAUGGACUAUAAGAAUAUUUGGAACAGCACAUCACUCAACAGAACUGUUAGUCAAUAACAAUGUCGCCGGAUCGACGUAUCUUGAUCCAGCUAAUACUAUUGAUGGCAGUGUUACCGGUACCGUUGUGGUACAUGUUGACCAGGGAGAUGAUGUUUUGGUAAGAACUCUGGACCGGUAUUACAGGGGUGAUAUAAUAAGCAGAUUUGAAGGACGAUCAUCCUUUGCAGGAUGGGCUUUAGCUUAAAUCAA
Molecule: messenger RNA, 677 nt
Organism: Saccostrea cuccullata (small rock oyster)
Lineage: Eukaryota; Metazoa; Mollusca; Bivalvia; Ostreida; Ostreidae
Product: complement C1q-like protein 4
Exons: 2
Coding region: 73-672 (199 amino acids)
Molecular function (GO): protein binding
Source: RefSeq, a predicted model, not a curated record